This is a messenger RNA of Dermatophagoides farinae (American house dust mite), 1676 nucleotides long. NCBI's taxonomy places the organism in Eukaryota, Metazoa, Arthropoda, Arachnida, Sarcoptiformes, Pyroglyphidae. The record is from RefSeq and is a predicted model, not a curated record.
UUGUUUAUUUGAUUGAAAAAAAAACAAAAAAAAACCAACGGUUAGCAACAACAAACAGAACUCAAUAAAAAUAACAUUUGAUGUGAAAUUUAUUGGCGGCGUUAGUGUGUGUUUGUGUGUGAUAUGUAAACGAAAUUCUUGCCCCAUCGACAGCUGUUACUAUUUGUAUUAUAUAUUUUUUUAUUGCUAUUAUUAAACCUGUGUUUGCAUCAUUAAUGCUGUAUUGCAUUCAUUUGGACAAUAAUAAUGAUUCAUUUUGAUUUUGAUCGUAUCACUAAUGUCUACGAGAUGAUAGUAACUAAUAUAAAAUCCAAUGUUUGAACAGUUUUUUUUUUUGAUUCAUUUGGCCAUCACAUUCACAGUUGCGCCUACGCCCUUUAUUUUGAUUGAAACCAUUUUAAUAACGUGUUGUUCAUUUAUCGAAUUUCUUUGUUUCAGUGAAUAGAAAAAAUAACGCACACUAAAAAAAAUGGCAAACGACAAUCACAACAAUCAAUUGGUAAUAAAAUUGACCAAAAAUCUUCAUGAAUCGGGUAAAAAUUUGGUACUUUCACCAUUCUCAUUGACAACGGCAAUAGCAAUGGUAUUGGCUGGUGCCAAUACCCAUACCCGAACUGAAUUAGUUCAGUUUCUAUUCGGAACAAAAAUGACAAACAAUGAAGACAGUAAAUUAAUGUUGGAUAACUUUACCAAAGAUUUACAAGUAUUCAUACAGGCAAACCAAAAUGUUUUGAACAAUGCAAAUAUGCUUUACAGUAAUAAAAAUUUACAAAUGAAAGAUACCUAUGUUGAUUUGUUGAUCAAAAAAUUUAUGGCAGUGGCUAAACAAUUAGAUUUUCAUGAUACGAAUGCCGCUUUGGCUGAAAUCAAUGGUGCCGUAAAGAAAGCUACUAAAGAUAUGAUUCCCACAUUAUUGGAUCAAAUCGAUCCGGAAACUCGUGCCAUAUUGAUUAACGCUAUUCAUUUUAAAGGUCUUUGGAAAUAUCCAUUCAACAAAGAGGCCACAUUUGAUAGUGAUUUCCGUAAAUCCGAUGGAACCGUCAUCAAAGUGAAGAUGAUGAGCCAGAAGAAAAAUUUUGCUUAUUAUCAAUGUGAAGAUACUGGCUUGAAAGCUUUAGCGAUUCCAUACACGGCCGGAUCGAUUUCGAUGGUGAUUUUAUUGCCUGCCGAAGGAAAGACUAUUGAAAGCGUUUUGGAAACAAUGCAAAAUGACAAUAAUUUGUCACAAAUUCUAAACAAAAUGGACACUUUAGAUGUACAAUUAAUGAUGCCUAAAUUUCGAAUCGAAUCUACACAUCAUUUGAUACCACAUCUAGUUCGAUUGGAUGUGAAAAGCAUUUUUACCAACGAAGCCGAUCUUUCCAGUAUUAGUUCAGAGAAAUUAUUUGUUUCUGAUGUAAUACAAAAAGCAGUGAUUGAAGUGAAUGAAGAAGGUACUGAAGCUGCAGCCGCUACAGCAAUCAUGAUGAUGCGAUGUUGUGUAAUGUUGGACGAAAUCUUUUUCACUGUAGAUCGACCAUUUGUUUACAUGUUAAUUUCCGAUGAUCGUAAACAUGUUUUAUUCACCGGUGUUUGUGAAAAUCCAAAUUAAAAUUAAUCGAUUUCGAUCAUUUAUUGUUCACACAUCUUAAUCAAGUAUUUUUGUUUUCUUUGAAUAAUACGAAUCUUGAGUUUUA